This is a messenger RNA of Tachysurus fulvidraco (yellow catfish), 3342 nucleotides long. Its product is annotated as protein FAM124B. NCBI's taxonomy places the organism in Eukaryota, Metazoa, Chordata, Actinopteri, Siluriformes, Bagridae. Bases 420 to 1748 code for a protein of 442 amino acids. The record is from RefSeq and is a predicted model, not a curated record. The transcript has 4 exons. Gene Ontology annotation, cellular component: nucleoplasm.
UCUGUGGGGUCUUUUGUGUUAAUCCAGUAACAGCAUGACGACCACCUGCUCUAAAUAAAGACUGCAUUCUAAUUCACAGACACUCACUAUAGAGCUUCCUACUACAUUUUUGAGCUGUUGUGUAUUUUGUAAGCUGUUAGUCUUGUUUGGGGAUUUAAACAUUAUUUUAUUACAGUAAUAAAGCUGAGUUCCAUGACGCUGCCGCUAGGCGGCGCCAAAGCGCCCCGAACAGGCAGCCAGCAGGCAGAACAACAGCGCGGUGAAAUUCCACAAUGGAAACCUUAAGUCUCUCUCGAUGGGAAUUUAGAUGAAAAUAAAAUGCUGAAAUAAUUCUACACAGAUCUUUUAUUCCUCACAAGAGCGUGGAGGAUGGAAACACGGCCUCUGGAGCCCAAACCGCAGGAUCAGACUGCAGCAAAAUGUCUUGCAGUAGCAUUGACCUCAUGACGCGUGAUCCCCUACCUGUCGCCAUACACCUGCUGGCCAACCCGGGUGACUCUCUCCUCCUUCAGCACACACUCGAUCGCCUGCUUGAUUGGGUGUGUCCUGGCUUGCGCCUCUUCCAUGUGUCCGAACGCGCUUGCCCGGUACGCGAGUACACCCGUGCUCACUUGUGCCCGCCAACCAGCUACCCAUCUCUAGCUGUCACCUUUUUCCUGCACGAGUCCUAUGGUGAAGAACGCAUCCUCAGGGUCCUUGACUUCCUCCAGCGCCCACCCUGGCAGUACCACCACACUGAGAAUGGCCACGCGAGUUCUGACGCCAUGCUCCGACCAUACAUGCUGCCUGGAAGAGAUUUCUACAGUCUCGGCCCUGGCAUGCCAGUGUGGGCUGUGCGUCCGGUGCACUGCGGAGGUGAAGUGCUGCGUGUGACUCUACACAGUGGGCAUGAGAUCUUCGAUGAUGCUGUGAGACUUUAUGAGACCGUGCUGCGUUUGAGAGCUGAGGAGCAGAAAGCUGGGUUUUGUUGGUUUACCUUGCUGAAAGAGAGGACUUUCAGUCUGCAGCUAGCACUCAAGCAGUUGGCACCUGGCGUGAGGGUGGAGACGUGCCACUCUUCUGUGCUGCAGUUCAGGGUGGGUGAGAUCGGCCAGCUUGUGCCCCUACUGCCCAACCCGUGCUCACCUAUCAGUGCCACUCGCUGGCAGACGGAGGAUCUGGACGGUAGCAAGAUCCUCUUUCAGGUCAAAGGAGGAACUCAGCCGCAGAGGCUCUUCACGUCCGCUUUUCCCCUAAGCUGCCCUGCUCUUCCUUCUAGAUCGCUGUUAAAGUGUCCUGUUCCAAUCUCAGCCUCAUCGGGCACCAGGCUGUGCCAGUAUAAAGAGCGUGGUCUGGGUAGUGCUGCUGGAUCGCACAGAUUGGCAGGAGGUGCCACGGAGAGCUUUGGGUCCAGCAGUGCUUGCAGUACUCCUCCUGGCAGCUCCUGCUACUCAUCCCAGUGCAGCAGCCCUGCGCUUUUAUCCAUCAAUCCCUUUGAGUCAGUUGUGCCCUCUGGUGCAUCUGCUUCUCACCACGUACUGGAGGAGGAGGAGAAGGAGGAAGAGAAUGAACCAGAGACAAACGUAGACACAGGCUGUGCUGUCAAUAUACAGAGACCUGCUCUGGACACACUAGCAAGAGAUCUGAGACGCUGCCUACCAGAGGUCCAGAGAGUGUGGGCUGGAUCAGAAGGACAGAGACUUUCAGACCACGUGGCAGCACAGAGUCUCAUUCAGGAGCAAAAACAAGUGGAUGAGUUUUUUAUCUGAGUCUUUGUCUCACAUUGUAAUGUAAUUAAUUAGGGCUGUAACAAGCUGGUACUGAGUCUCCAUAUUACAGAGAGCCGGGUUUGUUCAGCAUGAAACUAGUUCUGCUUUAUGCUGCAUCCCAAUUUGUCUUCAUAUUCCAUGCACAAAACGUAUGCACACAUUUUUAGUGAAGAAACAGGAUGUAUUUGGGACACAGACACGUCACGGAACGGAAGAAAACGUUAAACUAUAUAACUUAAUAUCCCUUGAUUUCUAAAAAUGACUGGAGACGCAUCACAGACGUUACACCAGUCGCCAUAUUGUAAAUAUGAUCCGAACUGUCCACAGAAAACCUACUGCAAACACUAGACUGUCUGAGCGUCUUGGGAUACCUGUAUUAGUCGUACCGUAGUUUGGGACACACUAAAUCUAAUCUCGGGUGCAUAGCAGGCAAACUGGGAUCUAGCAUGUCACUAUCAGCUCUCACAGACUCACAGUAGAUCAGAAAAGAAUCAAAAUGAGUUACUGUCUAUAACCAAGACCGAGAUAUUAUAUCUAAAAGGGAUAAAGUGGCGUCCCUGGAUUUUAUAAACAUGAUAUAAUUAUAAUCACGAUAUAAUUAAUGGAGUCAGGAUGUUUUGGCAUGUGGAGUCUGUCCAGUUUAGAAGGAUGCGGUCUGAUCCUGCUUCAUUAUACUCAGAGACGAAAGAGCUCCAAAUAUUUACAGAGAGCGUUUUAGGAACCGGUCACAAAAAGGUUCGGCCAUUUGUCCUGCAUGAACGUCUGCGUUCUGUCGCGAAGGAUAGCGUUGACCGGUCAGUAUCAUAAUCUCUUUAUAUGGUCAAAGCAAAGGAAGAGUGAAGAUCAGGAAAUAAGCAGGAAUUAAUCCCAAUUAUAAUCAUAGACAUAAGAGUCUGAAGGUUUAGAGGCUGAAAGUUUGGUGAUUUCUGCUUAAAGUCACCUCUUAAAGCAACUUUACUUCACUGUAAAAUUCUUUCUUUCAGCAGGGAAAUCAACAGAUCGUACAGUUCUUGAUUUAAAUAGAGACAUAAAAAACAAGCUUAUGGUGUAAUUAGAAUCACUAAAAGAUCCUUACAUCUGAUAUUAUUUUAAUCACACAAUCCAGAACAUUCUCUAAAGUCACUUCAGCUCACAGGAAGGAAUAAAACACGUCGAGGGAUUCCGGUACAGGAAAAUAAUCAGAGAUGGGAUUCGACCCGACGGGAAAAAAAAGGGAAAUUACAGUUUACAUCCUUUUUAUUCUUUAUCCAUUAAUAGUUACAUUUAAUCUCGUGAAACACGUGUUAUUGCUGGUAAUCACAGAGAUAAACGAGUCAUUACCUCACCAGCUAUUACUUCAUUAACAACUCACUGAAACGAACUAAACAAAUAAAUCGUCCUCGUCUAAAAGUGACUCUGGAAAGAAAAACCUGAGAAUCUUUUGUAGAAAUAUUAAAUCUCUCUUUUCUCUCUUGUGUUACUUUCUUAAAUAAAUAGCGUAAAAUUCUCUAUUAUUAGGCUUUAGAGAUUAUGUGGAGUUUCCCUGUGAAAUAGUUGGUGUAGUUGGUGAAGCAGCUACGCUGUGAACCGAAUAAAUCUGUUGUUUGGUGUUUUA